AUGCAGGUCCAGUCACCCCAGCCCUUGUCCAGGCUGUCGGCGGACAUUCCCCUCUUGGAAGGUACUCCGGUCGAUGGAUCGCCACAACAUCGAGACGUCCUCCACGAGCGUUACGCUGCGCAGUCUCACAACACUCAUAGCAGUACAGCCUCGCCACAAGUGGGACAAAGAAGCAGUCUCAGCCCCAGCGACAGCUCUCACGCACAGCGGAGCGUCGCCACAGGAAACUAUUACACGGGCAAUGUACACGCACAACACAUCGGAUUGGCAGGCUUCGGCGUCGAGAGGUCGGAGAAGCAGAUCAGAUGCGAACUCGGGCGACUAUACAAGCUACUUCAGCGGUCAGAGAAGUACCAGACAUAUCGCGAAAAGCAACCAGCUCUCACACCGGCCGAAGUGGUCGCGAGAGACGCUGCAGAGAAAAAGGAGCAGGAAAAGAGAAAGGCACAGGGACUACAGCAAGAGAAGGACAAGACCGUCUGGCCUGACUUCUUAGAACAAGCCUUCUGGACAGCACUCGUACGAUGGCCACCAAUGGGAAGGAAGAAAUACAUGCUCGAAGGCACCCAGCGAGGGCGGAAUGAGCUGAUCCAGGAUUCUAUUUACAGAGACACUGGUAUCAGACGCGACCGCAAACAGGUUUCCAGCCAUCUCCAGGUCCUCAAGGACAAGCUCAGAGGAGUUCCUGCUGUUCUACUCUACAUGGCCACACCAGAGGACGUCUCUAAGCGCCGAUCUACGAAUACAUCCGCCCGGUCAUCCUAUUCGUCACAGCUGCAUGGCCGCCAACAUGUGCAGCGCACAGAGUCUGUUACCAAAUCCGAUUCCAGUACCUCCUCGCCGCACGUUCUGCCGCAUUGUAGCGGCCCACAAUCCGACCUCGCCCUGGCUUCCGGCCCAGAUUCUGAUGCGCUGUCUUCUUCAUUCGCAGUCACGGGCUUCAAGAUCCUCCUUGGGGGUGAUCAUCAGCCCAUGCACUGUUUGGCUCAAUCACAAUCGCAUGGCAGGCUCGAUAGCUCGGAUGUUGUAGAUCUUGCCUCUUGGCGCCAUCAAUACCGCGAGUUUGACUUCCUCCGAUUUGAGACCGAGGAAUGGAUGGAGAACGGUCGGAAAGUGUUGGUCGGUACCGCAUCUACUGCCUUGAUGACAGAGGUGCCGCCAGAUGCCGACCUAACCAUCAUCUUCGAUCUUCAAUCGCAUUCCGAUUUGUUAAGAUACGACUAUGUGGAAUGCAUGACGCGAUUUUACAACAGCGGCGACAACGUAAUCGACCCGCAAUUUGACCGCGCGAGGCAUGACCGGGAAGAAACGCGAUCCACUUGCGAAUAUCGGCGAGACCCCCAAGGCUCUCAAGGUGUCCUGUGCGUGCAAUUUACAACGCAGCCAUGGGCGAGGCAUGUGAGGGAGAACCAGAACCUGACGCACAGAAGCGAGGAAAUCCACCUCGACACCUCGGUGGCCACCACUACUACUGAGUUCCCUGGCGAAAGCUUUGCACUAUCACGUACUUCAGGCAUGGCAUCGCCGAACACACAAGGCAAUGACUUCAACUUCAACGGCGGGCACGUGGGUAUCAGAGGCAACUUCGAAUCUGGCAACCCCCAGGUAUAUGGAGGCUUCCUUAGCCAAAGCACUGGACAUGAGGGAUUGCAUACGCUCGCUGGACUGGAGCACGAUGAGCUCGCAACCAUGGGGCUUGCUGUCGGCGAACAUGGACAGCUGAUUCCAGUGGAUGCAAACAACGAUCUGCACUAUUCCAACAAUGCAGCUUGCUAUUCGGCCAAACCCAACUGGCAGCACGCACGUCUCGUUUCGCACCUCGAUAAUGCAGCAGAACAGUACCGUCCUUACCUCGGCCACGAUGGCCAUGCUCAGGUAGCACCAAAUCAAGGCGCUGUCCAUGGCCAUGACCCAUAUCAGCAAGUCGGUCAAAGACAGGAUUCAGUGGCGGGUAUCUUCCCCAGCGCGAAUCACACCUUUUGGGGUUUGCACGGGCUCCAAAGCCCAUUCCAAGACGACAUGGGUAGUAGUGUCGUUCAUGGGACAGGACACUUGGAAGAGCAAACACACGGUCCAGACUACGGUGUGCCGGGUCUAGUUGAGAGAGACCAAACAGGAAGAGGUUAUUAG
Messenger RNA from Alternaria conjuncta, 2130 nucleotides. RefSeq lists its product as uncharacterized. Gene Ontology annotation, biological process: regulation of transcription by RNA polymerase II. The transcript is spliced from 4 exons. Gene Ontology annotation, molecular function: DNA-binding transcription factor activity, RNA polymerase II-specific; RNA polymerase II cis-regulatory region sequence-specific DNA binding. Lineage: Eukaryota; Fungi; Ascomycota; Dothideomycetes; Pleosporales; Pleosporaceae. Gene Ontology annotation, cellular component: transcription regulator complex. The coding region runs from base 1 to 2130 and encodes 709 amino acids. The record is from RefSeq and is a predicted model, not a curated record.